Messenger RNA from Drosophila willistoni, 1808 nucleotides. RefSeq lists its product as uncharacterized. The record is from RefSeq and is a predicted model, not a curated record. NCBI's taxonomy places the organism in Eukaryota, Metazoa, Arthropoda, Insecta, Diptera, Drosophilidae. The coding region runs from base 108 to 1640 and encodes 510 amino acids. The transcript has 3 exons.
CAAAAAACUGUUGGCAACACUUGAUCAACUGUAUCUUGAUCUGUGUUUAAACAAAAAAAAAAAAGGAAACUUAAUUUUGCCAUUGUGAUCCUGAAAAGGCCAAGAAAAUGUCUGAAAACACUCUUGCAUAUGGACAUCUGGUUAAUUCAAUAACCCAGGAUGGUAAAUUAAGAACGAUAUUCAAUGAAUAUGAUGCAGAACUUCGCGAAAAUGAACGUUUGAAAAUAGCCAGAGAACAAAUACUGACACAGAUGAAUACGAUGGCUUUAGAUCAUAUGCUGGUUUGUGAGGCCUUUGCUGGCAUGAAUGCCCAAAGGGAGGAGCAAAAUAGAGUAAACGGGAUAAUGGAGCUGUGCUACAGUCAAGUUCUCAAAAUGGAGCACUUGCUGGAAAAUAAAAAGUUCAAGAAUAUAUGCAAAUACACAAUGCUGCUCAAGCAAAAUGAGGCACAGACUGUGCAUAAAUCAUUGGAAAGCGCGCAUAGUUCCGAGCUGGAGAAUCUAGCUAUACUAGAAUGUCGUCAUUUCGUUAAAGAGCUGCGGAAUUGUCUGUGUGUCUUGGAUAGAAGUCAACAGGAGUUAGACAUAGUACAGCGAUCUUUUAAAGAUUCUCAAAUCCAAAAGAAGAUGAAUCUCCAACGGGCUAACGGGCAGUUAAAUUUAAAAAUUCUGCAUCUUCUUCUUCAACGCAAGGACUUGAUUCAAUUAAAGAAGACGCUAGCCAAUUGUGCUGCAAACAAUCUACAACAACAACACCAGCAGCAGCAACCCGUAGCACAGGGUUUACACGUCAGCAUCCCGUCGCUGCAGAAACAUGGGGAUAAGUUCAUAAUUCAAUCCGCUCUAGAUUUCUUAAAAAGUUUUCCAACUGGCGAUAUAUCCAAUAAUCAAAUUCAGUCGAAUUCAGCUCAUGAGCCAAACACCUUACAUUCCAUAUUGAUGGUGGAUGGUAACAGAAACACUUCGAGCCCGACCAAGCAAGUACGUUUUGCUCCCUCUCCGCUGUACGAGAAUGAAGAUGAUGUCAUGGCCAGCACUGAUAAUUGGGAGGAAUUGGUUGGGCGUAUGGAUAUCAAUCUGGACAACGUAGAGCAACUGCCAGCAACAAUGGAUUCGGCAGUGUCCACUAGUUUUGCUGAUCCCUCUUCCACUGGAUUUGUGAUUACAUCCGAAUCAAUCCCCACACCUCGGAAUAAUUUUGGAAACAUAUGUCCUCAGCCUCUUACUGCAAUUGUAACCACAUCCGGAUCAGAUCCUACCACUUCUCGAGAUUCUCUUGCUCCUAAGGCUAAAUUUGUUAAAUCCUUGACUGCAAUCACAUUCGCUCAGCCUCCCACUGUUGCCCAUAGUGCUAGGGUUGUUCAGGCCUCGACUGCAUUUGCGACCCCAUCAGAAUUGAUCACUACUACAUCUGGAAAUAAUUUUGAACGCAUUUUUGCUCAGUCCCUGACUGAAACUAAGACCAAAUCUAAAUCAAUCACUGCUACUCCGCACAAAGAGUUUAUGUUUAGUUCUCCCGAAAGUUCGUCCACAGCAAUGUCUGAGGAACCAUUGCUCUUUGCGGCGCAAAAUGAUGAUUUCUUUUUAAACUUUACUUAUGACACCAAUGGACAGAAGAACAAGGCUGACUAUGAACUAUAAAAUGACAUACAUUCGUAUAGUAUUAACUUUCGAGUAGUAUUAAAUACAUAUGUGAAGAAAUAUUUUAAGUUUAUCAAUUGUUAUAAAAAUCCAUGAAUAAAGUUUCCGUUUUGUUAAUCAUAAACUUUUAAGGUAACAGUUGAAGGGAUAAGACCAGAUACUGUCGCU